AUGAUAAAAUUGAACUUGCAUUCCGAUACUUUAUCUUGCUUGAAGGCCUCAAUUCGGCUUAAUACUGCACACGCAAACUUAAAAUCGGCAUCGAUAAGGGCGGGGAAGAGAUUUAUAUCAAAUCUUAAGCCUACACCGUACGCUACUGGUCGCUGCGGGACUGCUGCGCGUUACGGAAUCCAUCAAACGAAUAAAUACGAAUUGACAACAGCUUUUCCUAAUCAUAAUAUGUCAACCUCUUGUUCUGAAAGAUCACAGAUGGAUGUGCCAGGCGCAGAAAAGUCUUAUGGAAUCAACCCUCAUACCAAAGAGCUUAUGAAAGUUAUCUUGACGGACAAAGAGCGGGAAAUAUGUGCUGCGCUAAACAAAUUUGCAGAAUAUUCGAAAGAAAAAGAGCCUGUUCAAUUGAGAAUAGCCGGAGGCUGGGUUAGAGACAAGCUUCUAGGGUUAAAAUCACAUGACAUAGACGUAGCCAUCGAUUCGAUGACAGGAUAUGAAUUCGCAAAGCGCCUGAACGAGUUUCUUAAGAAGCAAGGGCAUUCUGUGUCCGACAUUGGGAAGAUCGAAUCAAAUCCUGACAGAUCAAAGCAUCUUGAAACAGCAACAACAAAAAUUUUUGGUGUAGAAAUUGAUUUCGUGAAUCUGAGAAAUGAAGUAUACGCGAAAAAUUCAAGGACUCCUGCCGAAAUAACACCUGGAACGCCAGAGGAAGAUGCACGAAGGCGUGAUAUCACAAUCAACGCGUUAUUUUACAAUAUACAUUCUGGAGAAGUAGAAGACUUUACAGGAAAAGGUAUCCCAGAUCUAGAAGCAGGAUUGAUCCGAACCCCAUUACCUGCUUUUCAAACAUUUGAAGACGAUCCCCUCCGCAUCCUUCGUUGCGUCCGAUUCGCAAGCAGAUUCAAUUUCGAUAUUACAGACGAGAUCAAAGAGACCAUACAAACAGAAACUAUUCGGAACACCAUAAGAUCGAAAGUUUCUCCCGAGCGUAUUGGUAUCGAGAUAUCAAAAAUGAUCGAACGUGAUCCGCUGCGCUCACUCGAAUUCCUAUAUUCGCUGGGAUUGUAUGAAACUGUAUUCGCAUCGCCUCCUAGAAAACUAAUUGUAAAUGGAUCAAUGAGCAAUCCGGAAUAUGGUCUAAAUGUUGCGCGAGUCAUCAAAUGGAUUUUUCAACUCUCUGCAGACGAUGAAUUGCAUGAGCUUCUCAAAAAUCGAACAGCGGACGAGAUCAAAUCUUUGUAUCUGGCAUCCAUCCUGUUACCCUACAAGAAUAUGGUAAUUCUGGAAAAGAGAAAGAUGGUUCCGGCAUCUAGCUACAUUAUACGGGAAAGUCUGAAGCUGGCAAAUGUCAACGCAGACAUCACGUGUAAGCUGUUUGUUACGAUAGAAGCGGUACGGAAGGCAGUGCAAAAACAUUCCGAAGAAGGCGGUAUAGGCAGAUUAGAAUUAGGAUUACUUAUACGAGAGAUUGGCAUGCCAAAGUACAUGGGGGAAAAGUGGCCAAUAGCAGUAGUUCUUGCAAUGGCGAUCGACCUCUUACCAGAAAGAGAAAGUAUAGAUGCAGGCUCGGUCGACAAGGCAUUGAAGAUUGUGCAAAAAUACAAUAAAUUAAUGACUCAUGCAACCAAACUCGGCCUAAUGGAUUGCUAUUUAUUGAAUCCUAUCAUUAAUGGGAAAGAAAUAUCUGCAUUGCUUCAUAUUCAACCAAGCGAACAAUUCAAAAGCAUUCUGAAUUCAGUGAUGGAAUGGCAGCUUGAACAUCCUGAAGGAACAAAAGACGAAUGUAAAGAAUACAUAAAGAAUAAAGUUGUUGUAACAAGGUAG
This is a messenger RNA of Paraglomus brasilianum, 1824 nucleotides long. The record is from the annotation of a GenBank genome assembly. Lineage: Eukaryota; Fungi; Glomeromycota; Glomeromycetes; Paraglomerales; Paraglomeraceae.